This is a messenger RNA of Aethina tumida (small hive beetle), 4079 nucleotides long. RefSeq names its product alpha-1,3-mannosyl-glycoprotein 4-beta-N-acetylglucosaminyltransferase B (gene Mgat4a). The record is from RefSeq and is a predicted model, not a curated record. Lineage: Eukaryota; Metazoa; Arthropoda; Insecta; Coleoptera; Nitidulidae. Gene Ontology annotation, cellular component: endoplasmic reticulum; endoplasmic reticulum-Golgi intermediate compartment; Golgi stack. Gene Ontology annotation, biological process: protein N-linked glycosylation. The transcript has 12 exons. Gene Ontology annotation, molecular function: acetylglucosaminyltransferase activity. Bases 192 to 1859 code for a protein of 555 amino acids.
CCAUUUCGUAAGUCAGUCACAUUGCGUCAGCAGGAAAACCGAAACCGAUUGCAGGCAGGUUCGUGGUGCGACCGGCACGUGAAUCAGAUCGGAAGAUCGCGUACCAGUCCAGUAGCCCCAAAACUUCCUCCAACGAUAAUCGGUGUCCGGUGAUGUUGUGCAGGUGCCCGUGGAGGUUGUGACAGUGGGAGAUGACCGUGCUGAACCUGGCCCUGGGUCCACUCCGACGGCGCAACUGCUUCCUGGUGCUGGCGUUCGUCGUCUUCGUGCCGUUCUGCGUGUUCGUUCUGUUUUCGGUGCCAGAUGUGAGCUCGGAGCAGAUGCUGGUGCAACGAUUGGCCGAGUUGCAGGUCAAACUGCAAUAUUUGGAUUCUAUGUACAGGACACGGCAGGAAGAUUUGCAGCAAUUAACCCAACACAUCGAUCAAAUCACGAUUCCCGGGGACAAUUCCUCAAACUCAGUCGGACUGCAGGAUUACCGACCUGAAGUCAAACAACUGAUCAAAAACAUGUCCGGGAUGCACGCGGCAACCGGUUUGAACCCGCCAAUCAUGUUGCGGCUACCAUCUUCGUAUCAUUUCCUGCCGCAUUUGUUGGACGAUCCGUCGAGUCUCAGGUUGGCGUAUCUCAUGUCAAAGAACAGGAACGGAGUCUCUAUGGUCAUGGGAGUGCCGACCGUUCGACGGGAGAAACAGAGCUAUCUCAUGGACACACUGCAGAAUCUGAUCGAUGGCAUGAACGCUGAGGAAGCCAACGAUUCGCUGAUCGUGGUCUUCGUUGCCGAGACCGACGUCGAGUAUGUGCUACAAGUCGCCAAGGAAAUCGAAAUGAGAUUUCCCCAGCAGGUCGAUUCGGGAUUGUUGGAGGUUGUGUCUCCUUCGCCGGCCUACUAUCCAAAUUUGGACAAACUUCGGAUAACGCUCGGCGACUCUCCGGAGAGAGUCCGAUGGCGAUCCAAACAGAACUUGGAUUUCGCUUUUCUUAUGUCCUACUGUCAGCCUAAAGGAACGUUUUACGUGCAACUGGAAGACGACAUCCUCGCAAAACCGUCCUACAUAACCGACAUGAAGAAAUUCGCCCUCGAAAAAAUCGCAUCGAAGGAGUCGUGGUUCGUUUUGGAUUUUUGCCAGUUGGGUUUUAUCGGAAAAUUGUUUAAGAGUGCAGAAUUGCCGUGGUUGGUGAAUUUUUUUCAAAUGUUUUACAACGACAAACCAGUCGACUGGCUGUUGGACCAUCUAAUAUCGACAAAAAUUUGCAACUGGGACAAGAACAAUGAUUAUUGCAAAAGGGACAAGGCCAAGGUGUGGCUUCACUACAAACCGUCCCUCUUCCAGCACAUCGGCACCCAUUCAUCCCUAAAGGGGAAAGUGCAAAAGCUCAAGGACAAACAGUUUGGAAAAGUGGCACUGUUCUUUCCGCACAGCAAUCCGGAAGCGGAAGUCAUUUCUGGCAUAAAGCAUUACAAACAGUACACGCUGGAACGGGCUUAUUUGGGGGAGACCUUCUUCUGGGGGCUGCUACCCCAACCAGGCGAUCAGCUCACGUUCAAGUUCACCACACCCAUCACGGUCAAGAGGUUUUACUUCAAGAGCGGGAACGCGGAGCAUCCGUCGGACAAGUUCUACAACGCGACUGUCGAAGUGUUGCCGGUCGAGUCCAAUCAAUAUGGUGGUUCGGCGAACGUGACAACUGAUGGGUACAUUGUUGUCGGGAAAUUCGAGAAUCCGGGAAUAGCCACCGGCACGCCGGACGAGACCAUAGGCAAAGUUCAGGCGUUACGGCUGCACGUGCACAGCGAGAGCGACAAUUGGGCGAUUCUCAGCGAGAUCCACAUUCAAGACGAGAUAGCAGCAAGGUGACCAACGGCCUCCCUGUUCUAUCCCCACAUCCGUCAUCGCUACAUGCCCGACCGCUCAUCAGCGAAAACACUGUGAUAUUCGGAUUAUUCGGCCGCCUCGACGAUCCGCGUAAGAGAUGGAGGAACGAAUGCGGCCAAGCCGUCGGUGUCGGCGUCGGCGUCGGCGUCCGACUGUUGACACCCAAGUAUUAUUUGUAUAUUUGUGUAAAUAGCGCUCUCUGUUGUUAUGUCGCGUUCCGCUUCUUUCAACUGAAUAAAAACGAUUCACAUUUUAAAAAGUUAAUUAAGAAUUAAACAUAUUUUGAAAUAUGCCGAAUGCGCAGUAAAAAUAAUUGACGUGUAUAUUCCUCAUAAUCUAAUCCUUCUCCUUUCAUAAAAAAAAAUACUUACGAAAAUUACAAACUGUCAGCAUUCGCCAGACACAAAACCAGAUUAAAUUUGCAUAAAUAAAUGAGAAAAACAGGCAGUUUUUCUGCCUCGCCAAGAAUUUUAAUUCCCAGCCUUAAUUCCGUUAUUUCCCGUUCAAUUUUCACAUUUUUAAACAUUCCGAAACAAUUUUUCGCGUUGUGCAACUUGUUUUCGGUGUUUGUCGAAAAAAUAAAUAAAUACUUUAAUUCAGAUUCAGUUGUCGUUAAUUUAUUCAGUCCUAAGAGCCAGAACAGCGUGAGAUUGACCUAAUUUUGUAAAUCCGAAAUUGUCUAUGUCUAUUUCAAAUACAGAUACAUCGGACAGAUUUUUAUAUGUUGUUUACUGCUUUUGAACGACACAAUUUCAAUUUGCAAACGCGGUCUUGUUUUCAGGGACUAACUAAUUAAUUUUAUUUAUUUGUGUCCAACGAAAAGAUACGAAAACAAACUAAUUUAUGAGAAAAUAUGUUUGUUUCAGUUUCAUUUCAAAGCUGUCGAUUUAGAAAUGUAGGUGUGUGUCUUAAAACCAACAAUAUUGUUGAAACAAUUCACUAAUAUCAUCAUUAUUUUGAUCAAAUAAUUUUCUCUUUGUUAUAAGUUUUUUUACUUAAAAUGACAAUUUUCAUGCUGGAAAAAUUAACAACAAAUUACAAAUAAGAUCUAUUGUACAGUUACUACUGUAUUAAAUAAAUACUCAAGCAUGUUUUUUUAUUGUUCCCUGUUCGGAAGAGUUGCUAAAUUUAAAAUUUGAGACUGAAUGUAAAUCAAAUGUAAGAUAAAGCGUUAGAAUUAUGAAAUUUUAUUUGUUGAUUAGUGUAUUUUGAUAUACUUAUACAGGGACCACCAUGUUUUACAGAUUGUACAAACAUUUUAGUUGAAACGACAGUCAAAUUGUAAAUAUUGUAAGAGUAUAUCACAUUAUAUAAAAGUGCUUAAAUCUUUAGACGAUUAAGAAAUUUCUGUUAAAUGUAACUGUUGAUUGUUUCUGCCUAAUAUGUGUGUUAAACUAUGACAAUAUAUCGUUUAUUGAAUUCAUUCAUUUGCUUGGUAAAAAAUAACGACUGAAAUAAUGAAAAUAAAGGAAUUGGUGAAAAAGUAACCAUCCAUAUUUUAGAUAACAAUAAUAUUCAAAUUAGAAUCUCUCUUUGUGCUGUAUUUUGAAUUUAAACAAAAUAUCAUUAAACAACUACAAUAACUAUUAACUAGUCGAUGUAUAAAUUUAAUAUUGUGUAAUCUCGAUGUUUAAAAUACACCACAAAAAUAUUAUACACUAAACACAUGGCUAACUAUUAAAUUCUAUAGUUAAAAACAACUAUACAUAUAUUUUUUCUAGAAUUCUGCUAAAUGCUAGAUAUUAAAAUGCUUUCAUUUCAUAAUAACCUUCGGAAGAUUUAUCCAUCACAAAUAUUGUAUAGUUAGUACAUAUCCAAUGCUAUAGCAACAACAUACACACAUUUGUAUGUUUCACAUUCAGUUUAUGAUUCACGUGUAAAUAAAUAAAUAAAUAACACUCCAAACACUGUGUAAAAUGAUAAUAUGUUUAGAUCAGUGUAUUUUGUAUUAAAUGCAGUUGUUGUUUAUGUUUUAUUAAGCAUUUAUUUCGAAUAACAUCUUUGUUAUGAUGAUUUAAAUAGUUUUUAGUUUUUCUUUUGAAAUAAUUGCUUAAUUGUUUCUUUUAUGGGUGCCAUUUUAUGAAAGACCGUUGAUAUUUUGUUGUGUAAUUGAAAAUUUUAUUUUGUUGGUUGACUGUGUAUAUAAAAUAUUAUUCGAUAUGUUUGUAAUGUUAACUAUCUAUAAAUAAAAUAUUCUUAUGU